Nerophis ophidion (straightnose pipefish) is the source of this 2080-nucleotide messenger RNA. RefSeq names its product RAB, member of RAS oncogene family-like 2 (gene rabl2). Bases 259 to 906 code for a protein of 215 amino acids. Gene Ontology annotation, cellular component: Golgi apparatus; endosome. Lineage: Eukaryota; Metazoa; Chordata; Actinopteri; Syngnathiformes; Syngnathidae. Gene Ontology annotation, molecular function: GTPase activity; GTP binding. The transcript has 9 exons. The record is from RefSeq and is a predicted model, not a curated record.
CAUCAGUAAAGGCAGCUAAAUAUUGUGUCACGGGUCCUCUGGGCGUCCCCGUUGCAUAGAAACAAAAACAUCUCCGCGAGACUUUAGUCUUAAUAAUACAAUAACUGACAGUUUUUGGGAUAUUUAACACAAAUAUAUAUCAGGAUAUAGAUAAUAUACUCAAUGACAAUAGUCGGGACAUCGUACCAAAACACGACAUAACCCAUGUCGGCAUAAUCAGGUGGUAGGUGGAGAGUAGGUCCAAGAAGAAAGGCAACAAUGGCUGGCGACGACGACAUCCCCGAGUUGGAGCAACAGGUGAAGAUCAUCUGUUUGGGAGACAGCGCUGUUGGCAAAUCCAAGCUGAUGCAGAGGUUUCUCCUGGACGAAUAUCGUCCACAGCCAAUUUCAACGUACGCCUUGACGCUCUACAAACACAUUGCCAAGGUGGCCAAUAAGACCGUAGCAGUGGACUUCUGGGACACAGCCGGUCAGGAGAGGUUUCAGAAGAUGCACCCAUCGUACUACUACAACGCUCACGCCUGCAUUAUGGUGUUUGAUGUCCAGAGGAAGAUAACAUAUAAGAAUCUGUCCAACUGGUAUAAGGAGCUGAGAGAGUUCCGGCCUGAGAUCCCCUGUUGUGUGGUGGCCAACAAAAUUGAUGUUCAUCUCGAAGUGACACAACGAAGCUUCAACUUUGCCAAGAAGCAAGGGCUCCCGUUUUACUUUGUGUCCGCAGCAGAUGGCACUAACGUCGUAAAGAUGUUCAGGGACAUGAUCAAGAGAGCCAUGGAAUACAAGCAAAACCCCAGGGAUUUUGUGGAUGAAGUCAUGCAAGAAUUAGAGAACUUUAAGCUGGAAAAGAACGACAAUACCUCGGACUCUGAAGUUGACAAAGUAAAGCGGGAGAGCCCUGAUUUGCCCUGACAAAGUUUCUUGAGUUAAGUACCGUAUUUUUCGGAUUAUAAGUCGCUCCGGAGCAUACGUCGCGCUGGCCGAAAAUGCAUAAUAAAGAAGGAAAAAAACAUAUAUACGUCGCACUGGAGUAUGAGUCGCAUUUUUGAGGGAAAUUUAUUUGAUAAAAUCCAACACCAAGAAUAGACAUUUGAAAGGCAAUUUGAAAUAAAUAAAGAAUAGUGAACAACAGGCUGAAUAAGUGUACGUUAUAUGAGGCAUAAAUAACCAACUGAGAAGGUGCCUGGUAUGUUAACCUAACAUAUUAUGGUAGGAGUCAUUCAAAUAACUAUAACAUAUAGAACAUGCUAUACCUUUACCAAACAAUCUGUCACUCCUAAUCGAUAAAUCCCAUGAAAUCUUCUUCCUCGAUGUCGCUUCUAAACAACUCUGCCAACUCCAAAGGUAUGCGCCGCUUCCUCUUGUCGUUUUCUGCUGCAUAUUUCACUACAUCCAGCUUGUAAUCGGCAGUACAUGAUUUCCUUUUCAGUGUCAUUUUUGUUCAGCCCUUCUCAGUUUUUAUAAGUUACCGCCAACGUUGAAAUUAUCUAUUUUAAUAGCUACGGCAGUAGCAUAUAGCAUUCCAUGACCCACAAUGCACUUCUGCCAUGACCCUCCCCCGCCAAAUUCUUAUUGCUUGACGUGUGUGUGACGUUUGCUGACAUUUUCUUCGUCUCUUCCGCGAAUGAGAUAGAUAAUAUUAUUUGAUAUUUUACAGUAAUGUGUUAAUAAUUUCACACAUAAGUCGCUCCGGAGUAUAUGUCGCACCUAUGAAACAAACUGCGAUUUAUAAUCCGAAAAAUACGGUAUAUGCUUGCCAAUAGAAUGUACUUUUAAUCUUAUGACAAGAUUUGUGUUGUCAAUAGUUUGUAACUUGCUAUUUUAUUUGAAGAACAUUAAAUGUUUGCUUAAGAGCUAUACAGCAGUUACGAUGAAUGGGAACCACUCGGAGCAAAGAAAAGCCAUCAUUUGUGAUUUUGAGGAUGGAGUGCAGCGCCCGCUCCUUUUUAUGCUUUAGGUUGGCCUUUAAUUGAAAAGUCAAUGAAUCAAAUAGUCCUGCCUGAAGCAGCAGCGUGGUCAUACAUAUUUAAUACAACUGUACUGUCUUGUCCAGUGUGAAAUGUGAAUAAAUCUACUGAGACACUGA